AUGUCAAUUGCGACGUCUGAUGUGGGGACCAUAGAGAGUGACAAACGGGAGAAUAGUGAGGGAGUCGAUUUGGAUUGUAGCAGGGAUCUUCAGCACAGCGUCAGCGUGUGUACGGCGCUGGAAGUCGGAAAGGAAAACAUAGAAAAUAACAAAUCGAAAAGUGAAGUGAAAAACAACAAUAAGGACAACCACAACGAUGAUAAAAACGACCGUAAGGAUAGCGUCAACGAAGAUGAGAAUGACAACUAUGGCAUGUGCAGCAUGUACGACGAGCUGGUGGUGCACACAUUUAACCACUUCCAGAGACAGUUGCGAAACAACAGUAACUUUUACUUCGUGGCGAAGUGGCAGGAGGAGAACUCCCACUCCAAAUAUAGGAAUUAUGCCUUCCUAAAUAAUUCGUUUAACUCCCCACACCUGAAUUACAUCAACGAUAUCGUCGUGGGGAAUAUCAUAAAGAAUGCCAUCUGCUUUAACUACAAGUACAUUUUCAAUGGGAUUAAAAGGCACAUUUUAGUUUACCUUAAUAUAAUAAGUCACGUAGAAACGAAAUAUAUUUUUCAUCAAAAUAACUACAACUUGAAGAAUCUGAUUUACCAUCUGUACCUGGACAAAAUUCUAAAAUUCUAUGACAGCAACCUGUUCACGUAUGAGAAGAACUUCUAUGUACUGAAGAGAAUUCUUUUUUUGGACAAUGGUGUAAAUUUAUUUCACCCUAGUGAGAAUUAUCUAACGAAUGAUUAUUGCUUAAAGUCGAUAUUUUUUAAAAUAUUUUUUAACCUUUAUAAAAAUGCGUCUCUAAAGGUACAGGGUAGGAAUGUGCCGCAUAUUUUGGGCAAUCAUAACAGUUGGAUCCGCGCACAACUAAUGCACCAAUACAGGAUUAACGUGCGGAACGAAAAUGGGAAAGACAGCGUCCUGCAUUCGUUAAUCAGCUUGGAGGAGCAGAAGCUGCAGUUGGGCGACUACCAGGUAUGUCCUUACACAGCUGCGUCGAAGUACGAGUUAGAAAAACAGAAAAAAGAGGGAGAUGCAACAGUGAAGGGGAACUCACCUAGUGGAAGUUCCCCCAAUUUUAACUUCACGAUGGGUACAAACGACCAGUUAAAAAGCCAUAUGCUUAGUAGCUGUCUAAAGAAGGAGAACAAAACAGGAAACGUAUAUCAAGAAUUGAACAGCUUUGCAGAUUGUGAAAAUAAUAACGUCAAGGAAGGUGAACGUACACACUUAAUUCAUUGUAAGAACCCCACGCGAGUGAAUAAAUGCCCAUACAGCCACACCAUUUCGUCGCAUGAACUUCUUAGCCAUAAUAAGAGGUACAACGCAGGUGCUCCUUUGAACAAAUCCGGAUGUAUUAUCAAAAGUGUCACCUUGGUAGAUAACCUGAACAAUCACUCUGUCAUCAAAGAUGGGGAAAAAAGCGAGUGGGAAUAUCAUCAUACGUGUAACGGAAACUCGAAAAAAACAAAAUUCACAUCAAGUGAUGAGAUAGACAGGGAAAGAAAAAACGACAAAUUUAUUGAAACAAUUUUUAAGAAAAAAAUUAACAAAAAUCUGUUUGGAAGGAACAGAAGUUUCAACGAGUCUCAUGAUUACCGUUAUGAUGAUCAUCGCGAUGAUGGUGAUGAAAAGGACAAUUUGAAAAACUAUUCCCUGAGAAAUUUGUUCAACUUCCCCAAUAACGAACUAAAAAUAUUAAUUUACAAUUUUCUCUACCUGUACAUCUUUGAUGAGUAUAUUUACAUGAACGUACAUAAGAAGGACAUAAGUGAGUACUUCAAUUUUGUAAAUGUGCUGAAGAAGAAGCAAAAACUGAGGUACAAUUUGUUCAAUUUCGUAUGCCCCUCGAACAAAGACAUUGGAAACGAAAUAUCUUGCUACAAAAAGUAUCUAAAGGAGAGGUACCUAAAUAAAAAUAAAAAAAAAGAUAAUAACAAAAUGAUGUACAACUCUAUGUUUGAAGAGAAGACUACCAUCCAGGUGAACAUGAAAAAAGAUGUGAAUGAUAAGUGCAAGACGAAAAGUUCCAAGAAAUUGUCAAAAAAAGGAGAAGAGUAUAAAAUGGUUAGAGAACAUAAGAAAGAGGAGAUACUCCAUCCAAUGGCAUCAAUUAUCCUAAUAAAUAAUAAAAAAAAAAAAUACAAUUCAAAAGCCAUAAAUUUGUUAAGAGAUACUUAUAAAAAAAAUUUCAUAAAUUAUCACAUCAAAAUUAAUGUUGAAAAAUAUGAACACCUUUAUUUCCUCUUCCAAAUAACGGAAAUGUUGUCUCUUAUUUUUUUGCCCUUCAUCAAUUCGCAUUACCACUUUGCCUAUAUAAAAGGGCAUAAACAUCUGGGCGAGGGUAAGUUCAGCCAGAUUGAGAGAUUUAGGCAGGAUAAUAUACACCUCCUUUGUGAACGCACUAGUGAUGAUGAAGUCAAGGAAGAUAAAGUAACCGUCGCAGAUGGUGCCGAAUGGAACUACAAAAGGAAAAGUGCAAAUCCAAAACAAGGUCGAAGAAACACGCAAGACCGAGUGGACAAACCGAAGAGGCUGCCCCAAAAUAGCAAGCAUGGCAUAUCCACGAGCAUUUACAACAUGUUAAACUUUUCAAAUAAAGAAAAAAAUGAAAAUUUUUCCGACUCUGAGGAAACCAGGAAUAGGAAAAUCCUCUAUCGAAAAAAUACCCUAAGUAAUAUCAAAAACGAAACGGCAUACAUACAGAAAUAUUCCCUGUUCAAUGAGAGGAGGGAAAAAUGGAAUGACGUGAUGUUCAGCAAAACGUACAAUACCGAGCUGAAGAGAAGGAAAAGCACCAAACAUGGCCACCAUGUGGAUGACGGAAAUUACUACAUUGCGCUGUAUAACCCAAAAGAAGUAGUAGAACAAAUCAGGAGAAGCAAAAAAAGGAUAACUUUCGAGGCAAAGAAUCUCAUUGAAAAUGUCUUCCUCUACAAUGAAUAUUGCCAAAUUGAUACCUAUGAAUUAAAUAAAAAAUAUCAUAGUAAGGACAAAUAUUUCCUCAUAAAAAAGUAUGAAAAAAUUGUGGCUCUCGCGUUUUACACCCGCUUUAAUACCUACUUGAUAUUUUCCCUGUAUCAACGAAUAGCGCUGCUGAAUUUCCUCUACUCGAAUUACCAUCUAGUCAUUUCUAUUCUGAGGUAUAUUAAUCAUGUGCACUGUAAGCUGAUGAACCAGCAUGCACACAACCAUUUUUCUCACCUGAAGAAAUCUCCAUCAGAGUGUGAAAAGUCAGUUGUUCCUUUUCACCAAGGGGAUAAUGUUCACACGGAAUUUCCCGAAAGGGGGAGGAGUACCUUCUCUGCAGAUCAGCCCGAAAAAUAUUCCCCCUACGAUCACUCCUUCUUCUACAUGAAGGAUGAGGACAUUCACUACGACGAUUACAUAAUCAACACAUACAGCACGAACUACAUUAAUGAUAUGAAUGCCGCACAGGGUACAAAUAACUCCUCUUCGUCUUUUAUCAAGUUUUAUGACAAACUAGGGGAUAUAAAGUCCUUUCGAUUUUCCAUUUUUUUUGACAUAUUUUUUGAGUUAAAGGUAAAUUUUAACCACCUCAGCAGCGCGCACAUAUGUGUGCAGAAUUCGUUAAGGUACCUUUUUUUCUUUUUGAAAAAUGCACACAAGUGUAAUGUCGUCUUGGAUUUGCGUCUCAGCAGAGGGAGGCCGAGCGCGCUACGGGGGAAAGCCAACGAAGUGACGAAUGAAUAUGUCGAGGAAGACAAUAACAUGGGGAAGUCGCGCAGUGAUAAACACAGAAGUGUAAAAAAUGUAAGAAGUGUAAGAAGUGUAAGAAGUGAAGAAAAUUUACACGUCCAAAGUGGGAACAUUCCCCAGGGGAUAAACAAAACACCGGAUGAGUGGAAUCGAAAAUGUGGAGAGACAUUUAACGAUGCGGGUCAAAAUUAUCCAUCGGUGGAGCAUAGCACAAGUCGUGAUGGAAAAGACAACUUUAAUAAUGUUAGCCAGGAAAACUGUUACACUGAAAAUUAUACCGAUUCGAUUUGGCUUAAUAAAAUGGGGAAAGAAGCCAAAUGCUCCAUGAAGGGAGCAAACGAAUGUAACGCAUUAAACCCCCUGGAGGGUGAAACAUGGCCCAAGUUUCUCCCCAGCAUGGACAUAAACAAACUGAGAAGUAGUAAACUUUUCUACAUUAUAAGCAUCUCUCUACUGAAGCAGCUAAACACCAACUACUACUAUGACAACAUGAAAGAAAUAAACCUCAUUUACGAGGAUGAUUUGGUUGGAAAAAAAAUAAAUGUAAAUAAUUUGCUAAAAAAUGAUUAUUCGGAUGUACUAAAUUUGAGUUACAAGUACAUGAUGAAAAGCCUCAAGGUGGAUCCCAACCACCUGUUGAGUUAUUACUACCUUGGCGUUAUCUAUCUGUAUAGGUUAAAAAUAACUAAGUGCAUUUAUAUAUGUAAAAAUUUUCUACUAGAAAACUGCCAUAAUGUGUACGCCUUCCCAUUUUUCUUACUAUAUAUAGUAGUUACCAGUUCGAGGUACACCACAAUGGAGGUACUCUCUACACAUGGGGGGAGGAAGCCCGGUAGGCGUCACACACAUAAGGGUUAUUCUAUGCAAAGUACAUACGGAAAAAAUAAAAGUGAUGGUAGCAAACGUGACGCAUUUAUUAACCGUGCGAACAUUUUGCACAGUUACAACGAGCAGUACAAAGAGUUAAUUAAAAAAUUAAGGAGAAAUGCCCCCAACUUUUAUAACGCUAUUACUAGCACGAACGGCUUGUUUAACGCAGAUGGUGGGAAAAUAGCAGAUGCAGGAGGAAGCUAUAUGGAUGACUUUUGCAACCUCGGGAAUUUUAUAGACUGCAACGAUUCAGGCGGUAGAAGGCCCCUUAACAGUGUGAAGGGAAACCCAAGUGAUGUCCCAUCCGAAGAGGGGUCUAAUGGGAAGAGUGACGACCCAAGUGGCAGCCAUCAUAAGAACAAGACAGGACAUGGCCAACACCCGUUUGGUCUUAAACCGGGGGAGGUGAACAUCCCUACUGGAAGAACCCCCCCAACGGGGAGAUGCCCGCACCAUAAGCUGAAAACACAUUGUACAGGAAGGAAAAGUACCCCAUACUGUCCUUACAACAAUGAGGGACUGCAAACCAAAUCGCCUAACAAGGAAUGUUUUUUAAUCCUCACGAAAGCUAUAAACUACUUCCCAAACAAUUUUUUUUUUUUUUACCUCUAUGUAUAUUACUUAAUUAAUUUCUUCGAAAUGUAUGACAUUUUAUUCUGCUGGGAGAAAGGAGAAGACAAGAAGAAUAAAAAGAGGCCCUUCCCAUGUUCCCAGGUGAAACAUCUCCUUCUGCAAAAAGCUUCACAAAAAUGCGACAUCAAAUCACGUCCAAGUGGAAUCGCCCGCCAUAUGAACCAUUUCAAUUUUUUACGUGAUGAAAAAAAGGGAGAUGCCCAUCUUAGCCAACUGUACGACGCAAUAUUCGACACAGACGAAAUGGACAAUGACGAUAGUGACGAUAAUAAUUACACUGAUGAUGAAAGUGCCAGAAAUAGUGAUUCCUGUGGAGUGCCAAAAAAGGCUACUCGGUUUUUUCCCAACGUCCCAUUUAACCUUAACAAGUGUACCAACUUAGCCAAGGGGAAGGAUCAAGCAAAUCGACUUUUAACCAAUAGCAUUAAAGAAGAAAUUGACAGAAUUCAGAUUUCGCUAAAAAUUUUGCAAAAGAAAAGCAAUGCGAUGAAGGCUGAGUCGAGAAGGGGGAGUAGAAUUAACAAGGUUGCUACAUCACGGGUGGGUGCAACUUCCACUGUGAUGGAGAGUGGUUCGGGUGACAGGUCACACACUGUCACGACACAUGAUGGCAGGGCGGCGGAUGGGGAGAAGUUGGGAGAAUCUCGUCACGCCGAUAUUGGACAUCCCUCAGGGAAGAACCAACCCGCAGAUGCAAAUGUCAGCGAAAAGAAUAAGGAAAAAGAACCAGUAAGCACCGAAGAGAGAAACGCAUAUUUCAUGCACCCCCCAUCCGUAUAUGAUACCCGCCCAAAGGAACGAAAAAGUAACAUAAAAGGAAGCGAUUACAUUGACAUCAGCAAAGUGAACUUGUUACCCUGCGUUAUGCCGAUCCUGUUAGCAUUGUACAAAUACAUCUAUCAGAAAAUGCAGGAAAAAAAGAACUCUGACAUGUGUGUAUAUUUCUGUUUGAACAAAAUUAUGUCUAAUAUUGAUCUGGGUAACAUUAAGUGCGAAUUGCAUGCAAAGAGCGAUAGUGACUACCAUCCAAAUGGUGGGAUAAACAACUGCCACUGUUUCUUUAGCUACGCGAAGGGGAGUGACAAAUUAUACAGCAAGAAUUACUACUUUUCGGAGAGAAACAGAUACGGCUUGGUUAACCGAAGUGGCAUCCUUGGUCAAAGCUCCAACCACUUUGGAACGCUCAACUCGCGGAGCAGCAUCAGCAAUGUAAGAAACACCACCCCAUUGGAUACUGGCACAGCGAAGGGUAUGCGAAAAAUUAGCCUGAAAAAUGUCUACCUGGAAGCCAUCACCUGGAUCAGUGUGGGUGAAAUUCUGAUAUACCUGAGGGUUAAUGCCAAGCUCAUUAUUUACCUCCUCAACAUUAUAGACACGUAUAUAAAAUUUUAUUUACGUGUAAAUAAUGACAGCAACUAUUACAGCUACGAAAAUACAAGUUUCUUUUACAAUUUAACGCACCAGUUUAUGUGCCUGAAAUGUUUGUACUUGUUUUAUCUCUAUGCCAAGUGUAAAAGGAGGAAAAAAUAUUCAGACAAUCUUCUCCUGAGGAGAACAGGAAGCAAUGGAUGUCGCUUGUCACCAAUGGCAAUGUCCACCCUUGAUGAAACGGUAAAGAAAAGGAUGAGCAAUGGGAAGGGGAAAACAUUAUUACCCUUUAAAAAAAAUUUAUAUACAAAAAUACUCUUUUUCGAAAAGGAAUACGAAUUGCACAAGGGUAGGAUAAAGUUGUGUGACCACCCGAAAGUUAAAGUCGAGAAUAAUCACAUUUACUUCAGGGAUCGAUUUGGUGAAAAUGACUUUAAGUUGCCUUUUCAUACAAAAGAUAAGAAAGAUUUUCGGGGAAAAUUUUGGUCUCUGUGGAGGAAGGCCGAAAAGGGGGGUACUGAUAAGGGAGAAGAAAAGGAAUCCCCCCGAAGGAAUGCACGAAAAGAGAACGCAAUCAAUGGUUCGAAAUGCUCUUCGAUCAACAAAGCAGACGUAAAUAACAAAACGAACAAAAUGAACAAAACGAACAAAACGAACAAAACGAACAAGACUAACAAAAUGAACAGAAAGAGCAUGAAUAAGAUUUACGCCGAUGAGGAGAAACUGUUCGACUCCUUUCAUGUGGACUAUGAGAGUGCCCAGAAAAGACAGAAAAAAUAUCGACUCAUAAAAAACAUUAAAAUUUACGUAUCGCUAAUAAGUAAAAUUUAUUUCAACGAUAGGAAGGUUAACAUUUUAUAUGCUCGAUAUUAUUUCUUAAAAAAAAAAUACCUAAAAGUUAUCAGCAUUUUGUCUCUCCUGAAUGAGCACUACAAGAAAAAGGACUACUUCAUUAUGAAAAGGAAAAUGUCGCAUAAGGAUAUUGGCCCAGGUAAUAAUAUGAACACCUCGGGUGAACAAAGUACCUUACCAAGUGGCUACCCCUUCCAUUUAAAUAACCAAACCGAUUUCGUCUACGAAUAUUUAAAUAUAUACAUGUAUUAUCAGUCCUUUGAAAAGUUACAAAAUUACCGGAAGUCUAAUUAUUACAAGCAUGUUUUGAAAGUCAUUUUUUCAAGCUGUCCCAUCAUACCGUUUAGUUUGUUUCCGUUUAUAAAUUUGUAA
Plasmodium coatneyi is the source of this 7812-nucleotide messenger RNA. RefSeq lists its product as uncharacterized. The record is from RefSeq and is a predicted model, not a curated record. Lineage: Eukaryota; Apicomplexa; Aconoidasida; Haemosporida; Plasmodiidae. The transcript has a single exon. Bases 1 to 7812 code for a protein of 2603 amino acids.